This is a messenger RNA of Trichomonas vaginalis G3, 222 nucleotides long. RefSeq lists its product as uncharacterized. NCBI's taxonomy places the organism in Eukaryota, Parabasalia, Trichomonadida, Trichomonadidae. The annotation marks the transcript as partial. The record is from RefSeq and is a predicted model, not a curated record. The transcript has a single exon.
AUGCCUCCACCAAGCAGACGCAAACAACAAAGUCGUGAAGCUAACGAAAAAUCAAUUGAAGCAAGAAAAAACUCCCAAGAAAAGAAUGCGCCAAAGGAAGUCGAUCCAAAACACUGGACUGCUUCUGUAAUUGUUAAUGGUGACUCUUAUACUCGAGCAAGGAAUUUAUUUCAAGAUAACAAUAUUAAAGUGCCGAGUGAAAAAGAGUUUUACCGUCAUCAA